AUGUUGGAGGGAUUGGUUGCCAAUCUACUCAACCGCUUCCUGGGCAUCUAUGUCAAGAACUUCGAUGCAAAGCAGCUAAAUAUUGGAAUCUGGUCAGGCGAUGUGAAACUACAUAACCUGGAACUCAGGCGAGAAGCUCUUGAUCAGCUCCAUCUCCCCCUCAACGUUGUCGAAGGACAUGUCGGCCAGCUCACCCUAUCCAUUCCGUGGUCGAACCUCCGAGGCAAACCCGUACGAGUUGACAUCGAAGAUGUGUUUCUUCUCGCAGCUCCUAAGGAGGACGCAGACUACGAUCCCGAGGAGGAAGAGAGGCGAGCGCAUGCCCUGAAGAUGGAUAAGAUCGAGAGUGCAGAGAUGCUGAAAGAGCGCAACUCGGAGGGUAUGAGCCAGGAGGAGCAACGCCGAAACCAGAGUUUCACCCAGAGUCUGGUGACUGCCGUUGUUGACAACCUUCAGAUCUCCAUCAAGAAUGUUCACUUCCGUUACGAGGACUCGAUCGCUUCGCCCUCCCACCCGUUUGCCGUCGGUGUGACACUCAAGGAGCUGAGCGCCGUUAGUACCGAUGCGGAGUGGAACCCCACCUUCAUCCAGUCCACUUCCAGCACAACACACAAACUGGCCAUCUUGGGGGCCCUUGCCGUGUAUUGGAAUACCGAUGCAGAACUACUGGGUACAGGGCGCGGUUCCGAUUUGGGCGCCGAAGCCCAAGGAAUUGAGCAUGCCGAGCUGCUCGAAAAGUUAAAGGCCGGUAUCGAUAACCAAGACAGCGCCCAGUUCAUGUUGCGCCCUGUCAGCGGCCGAGCAGGCUUGGAGUUGGACAAAUCGGGCAAACAUGACAGGCCGUCCCUCAAAGCUAGGCUCCUGUUUGACGAACUAAGCUUUGUUCUCGACGAUCAUCAGUACCGUGAUGCUCUGAUGCUUGUAGAUCUGUUCCAUUACUUCAUCCGCCAUCAAGAAUACAAGAAGCUCCAACCUAAAUGUCGACCCAAGGAGGAUCCCAGAGCAUGGCUGAGAUUUGCUGGCGAGGCCGUACUCAGCAAAAUUCACGAUCGCAAUAGGCGUUGGACAUGGGCUUACCAGAAAGAGCGGAGAGAUGAUCGCAUCACCUACAUAGAUCUGUUCAAGAAACAGAAGCGCGAAGGAACGCUCGCUGGACUGGACGCGGAGAAAUUCGAUCAACUUCAAAGGAAGUUGAGCUAUGAAGAUAUCCGCUUCUGGCGCUCACUGGCACGAAACCAAUUGCGCAAGGAGAACGUCGGCGUCAAGAAACCAGCUCAACAGCAGACAUGGGGUGAAUGGUUCUGGGGUACCAAGAAAGAACAGUCGGAGGAGACCACAAUGACAGAAGAGCAACGACAGGAGCUAUAUAAUGCAAUUGACUGGGACGAGAAGAAGGCGAUCGCGGAAAGUGUGGAUGUACCUAGAGAAUGGGUCAAGCUUCAAGUUAACGCCGGCCUAAAGGCGGGCAGCUUCACUCUGAAACGGGAUCCCCACGCGAGAGCGGAUGAGGUUAUGAAAAUGGUGUUUGACAACUUCCGAGCCAAAGCUUUGCAACGUCCUGAUUCUUUCUUCAUUGACGUCAACCUUGGUGGGUUGAGGGUGUACGAUGGAACAACCCCGGGGAGUCUUUUCCCACAAAUUGUCAAAGUCAAAGACUCUCUUCCAGAACCCAAGCACCGCUUAUCCAGUGCCAGUGGCGAUGACGAGUUAGACUCCGAAGCUGACGAGGACAUCUCUGCAUAUCAAGAUGGUCUGUUCCAUCUGCAGCUUGAGCAGAACCCACUCGAAAGCGACGCAGACUCAGUUGUCAAGGUCAAGAUGAAGAGUAUCGAAGUGAUAUACAACCCUACCUUCGUUGUCGAAAUCGCCAAGUUCUUCGAGCCCCCGGAGCGGCAUAUGGAGUCCAUCGGGGCUCUUUUAGACACGGCAGGUGCUACCGUCGAAGGCAUCCGGCAGCAAACACGAGCAGGUUUGGAGUUUGCGUUAGAAGAGCACAAGAAAGUUGACGCACAGUUCGACAUUCAUGCGCCUCUAAUCAUUGUUCCCGAGAGUAUCACACAAGAAAGCUCUCUCUGUCUCAUCUUGGACGCCGGUCAUAUCAGUGUCAACAGCGAAUUGGUCGAUAGGCAGACAAUGAAAGACCUUCAAUCGAAACAGAAGCGACAAUACGAAGAGGGAGACUAUAAGGAGCUUGAACAUUUGCUUUAUGACAGAUUCCUACUCAAACUUGACUCUACUCAAGUCCUCAUUGGCCCCGGCAUCGAAAUCACAAAAUCGCAACUUAGCUCCGAUGUCCAAUCACGCAACCUACACAUCAUCGACCGAAUCAACAUAGACUUUGUUCUCGAGAUGUGUAUCGUUCCCAAGGUCACUGAACUUACAAGGACUCGUAUAUCAGGUCACCUUUCAGAACUACACGCAUCUAUGUCUGACAAAAAGUACAAGGGCCUGAUGAAACUUAUUGAUAUUGCCAUUCCUCGAUUUAAUGACGGUGGCGAUACAAAGAAGACAGAAGCGCAAUCGAAAGAGGGUCCUGCGACUGUAAAUAGGGCCAGAUCAGCUUCUUUCCAACCGUCUAACCCAAGAGAGCUGCCUGUUGUUGAUGAAACUGACGACGAGUCGGACGAUGAAAGCAUGCAGAAGAGUAUUGACAAGCCUAUGAACAUUCAUCGUCGUGACUUUGAGUUUAAGUUCACAGUGGGUUGUUUACGGGGCUCAUUGUUCCGUUCUGAUCCAAGUGAUCAAUUACGCGACCACCUGCUCGUCGAAUUGGUCGCUGAAGGCUUCGCUUUAGACUUUUACAUGCGGCCAUUCGACAUGGUCGCGGAGGUUGUAUUGAAAUCUUUGAGUGUGGAUGAUUAUAUCGAAGAGAACCCUGUGCCGGAGUUCAAGAGAAUCAUAUCAUCGAAAGGCUUCGAUGCCGACGAAAAUAAAGAUCUCUUCCACCUCAAGUUCGUCAAAGUGAACCCAGAUUCUCCGGAAUUUCAUUCCACAUAUGAAGGCGUGGCAAUGAAUCUCGACACGUCCGUAUCAACCAUCAAUCUCGUUGUUACCAGGAAAACACUUCUGACGCUUUUGGAUUUUAUUCUCCUCACAUUCACGAGCCCAGAGCAAGCGAACACUCAGGCAACUCAGGCAGAUGACAGCGAUCAGGGGCUCGCUGUAGCGAACGAACAAACGCAGCAGUCAGGCAAAAUUCGCAUAAAAGCCAACCUAAAGAGUAUCGCUCUUAUUCUCAACAAUGAUGGGGUCAGACUUGCUACGCUCAGUCUAAAUACUGCUGAUGUUGGAAUAUUCUUAGUGGGCCGCUCGAUGUUGAUCCAGUCGCGAAUUGGAAGCCUGACCCUCAUAGACGAUGUCAAUACUGGUGCGUCGGAGAGCUCAGACCUCCGAAGGCUCCUCACUAUUGAGGGUGACAACUUCGCGGACUUUAAGUACGAGACAUUCGACUCAGAAAGUGCAGAUUACCCCGGAUAUGACUCGGAGGUAUUCCUGAGGUCAGGGUCUAUGAAGGUCAAUUUCGUAGAAGAACCCUAUCGCAAAAUCAUCAACUUUCUAGUGAAGUUCGGCAAAAUGCAGGCCAUCUUUAAUGCUGCCCGGCAAGCUGCGGCAAACCAAGCCAACCAACUGCAAGAAAAUGCCUCGCGAAUGCGAUUCGAUGUGGUGGUGAUGACGCCAAUUCUGGUGUUCCCAAGUUCGAUGACAGAAGGUGGUUUACACGACACUGUCACGGCCCACUUGGGUGAAAUUUACGCCAAGAACACUUUCGUUCCUCUUGAUGAGGCGAAGGACAGUCCUGCUGUUAAUCUGAUCUCUUCUGGCAUUCGGAACAUUCGUUUGACAUCCAAGUUCCAUUAUGGUGAGGAUACUGUAGAGGAGCUUGAGAUGAUUCAAAAGGUCAACCUUGAUUUCAGUAUCUGCUAUCUCGAGCACCAACAUGACAAUCCGCGUCCAGACAUCGAGAUCGAAGGGUCUAUGUCACCUAUCAAUCUUCGGAUCUCGCAGAAGCAGUUCAAGUUCUUGUUGGAUCUCUCCAAGACGGUCCCUAGUGCCUUCGCUACUGAUAGCGAACAACAAGAGCUGGAGGCCUUGGAAGCUCUUCCUUCAUCAGUUGUUGAACCGUCCAAGGAGGUCGAGUCGAAAGCCAUCGAGCGAAGUCUGUCGCGAGAGCGAAUGUCCCAGGACGAUGUCAAACAAGAAACUUGGGUUCGGCUGGACAUGGUCUUCAAGGUCGAUAGUGUUGGUCUAGAGCUUAUCCUGGCCGCCGACGAUGCGCCAGUAGGUCGCUUGGAGGAUUCCAGCUUGUCCAAAUUCUCACUCAAUGACACCAAGGUCAAAUUGCGAAUGCUGACAGAUGGCUCCCUGGAGUCUGAGCUUCUAAUCCACUCUCUUUCCAUCCGGGAUAGUCGCAACCAGGACACUAAUAAGUUCAGAAAGAUUAUGUCCUUGAUCAAUAACGACGUCCAGCAGCAGUUCAUGGCUAGCGUGUCGAUGUCCCCGGGUCCGAAGAAGCACUUGAUUGCCAUGCUUACCAUCGACAGCCCGCGUAUCAUUUUGGCUUUGGAUUAUCUGUCUGCCUUACAGUCGUUCGCAAAUUCGGCUUUUGCCUCGGAUGAACCAAUGGUGGAAGAAGAGGGCGACGAAUCUCCUGAAGAAUCGGAACCCAGAACCAGCACCGCCGAAAGUGACGAUGCAUCGCUCGAAGCCCUGGCGACUGAAGAUGCGCCACCUGCUGCUUCCGCAGAACAGAUGACUGUUUCUUUCAGGGUUAACCUCGUUGAUGCUCAAGUAAUUACUAUCGCAAACCCCGCAAUCGCACACACUGAAGCCAUUGUUCUGGGAACCAAGCAAUUGUUGUUUUCGCAUCAGAACGUCUCGACUCUGCAAAUCAGUAAGGUUGGCAUGUUUCUGUGUCGCAUGGACAGGUUCGAAACGAGUAGGCUCCGGAUUCUAGACGAUUUUACUCUAGAGGUGUCAGUGGAUAGUCGUGCGCAGGAGAAGGGCUCGUCGCUAACAUCUAUCAAUGCUCAUAUUGAACCUUUGGUUCUACGCCUUUCGCUUCGCGAUAUUUUGAUGGCGAUACAGAUUGUGAACAAAGCUUCUGAGAUGAGAGCUCAAAGAAUGCAACCGGUCGAAACUGGUGAAGUAAAGAGCCUACCUGAGGCUAAGAGCAUCAAGCCCAAGUCUUCGAGACGGCAAUCGUCUGGCAAACAGUCUUCGGCCGUGGUGUCAAGAACUCGACGCCAAUCAAAUGCAACGACGGAUAAACCGCGUCGAGCCUCAAGCCCAGAGCGCUCAGCAAUUCUCAAGCGCGAAGAGUUAAACGCCCAGGUUGAUGGAUUGAGGGUUAUUCUUAUCGGUGAUCUUCACGAUCUUCCGUUACUCGAUUGGAGCGUCAAAAAAUUCAAUGUUGAUGUCCGCGACUGGUCCACGACGCUGAACGCCGAUACUAGUUUUGAAACAUUCGUCAACGUGUACAACUUUUCGAAAUCCGCAUGGGAGCCUAUGAUCGAACCAUGGCAGCUGGGAUUUCAUGUGGCCAGGGAAAUUGAUCCCGAGAUUUUCUCCAUAGACGCUUAUUCUCAUAAGACGAUGGAACUCACUCUUACAUCUGCCACGAUUGCGCUGGCGUCGAAGUCAUUCCAGUUCCUGUCUACGGAUGAAGAUGUUCUUUCCAAACCUAGAGGUGCUGAUGCACCUUACCGGAUCCGGAACUAUACUGGUUUCGAUCUACACGUCUGGGCGGAUAUUGGUUCAAACGAGGAUGGUCCGGCUGCUAGAUUGGCCGAUGGUGAAGAAUACCCUUGGCGAUUCGAGGAUUCAACUUCCAUGAGAGAGACACUCGCACCCGAGGGGCAUGCUGGGCUUGUUGGGAUCAAGGUCGAGGGGAGCGGCUUUGAUAGCGUAAACAAGAUCCCAGUCGUCAGAGAAGGGGAGAUUCUCUACAGCCUGAAACCUAAGAAAGAUAAUGUUCUUCACCGACUUCUGGUCGAGGUCAAGUUGGGUGCGGACAAUGUGAAAUAUAUCACCUUCCGUUCGCCGCUGGUGGUUGAAAACAGCACUCAAAUCCCCGUGGAGCUCGGCGUCUUGAAUCCUCAAGAAGGCCACCUGUUGAAGAUCGAGAAAAUCCUUCCUGGGGAGUCGCGACCUGCACCUGUCGGAGCGGCUUACAUGCAUUCUCUUGUGAUUCGACCUGAUCAGGGGUUCGGGUACGAUUGGUCUAAUGAGCAGCUGCAUUGGAAGGACCUACUACGUCGCCCUACACGGACUAUCAAAUGCUUAAGUGAGGGCGGGCAACAGUCUCCUCCCUUCUACUUCCAGAUGCACGCUACUUACAAUGAUCGGGACUCUCUCACAGGUAUCUAUCCAUACAUGAGGAUCAAGAUAUUUGCACCUGUUGAGAUUCAAAACCUUCUUCCUUAUAAUUUCAAGUAUCGCAUCUAUGACAAGAACACCAAAAAGGAUUGGACCAAUUUUCUGCGCAAGGGUGGGGUUAGCCCGGUGCAUGUUGUUGAGCUGUCUCAUCUACUGCUGCUCAGCGUGGAUCUUGAGGACACGGUAUUCAAGCAAAGCGAUUUUGCAAUCAUCAAUGGCAAUUCUCAAGAUUACAGAAGAGAGCAUAUCUUGUCUCUCAAGGAUGAGCGAGGCAUUCAGUUGAGACUCAAACUACACUACUUCAGGGUUCCCGAAAGUGGUGGAGCCUUCAAGGUCUCGGUCUACAGCCCAUACCUUAUUUUGAACAAGACCGGCUUGCCGAUGGAGAUCCAGAGCAAGGCCUUUUUGCAAUCAGCUCGAUCGGCUGCUGGGCAAGGACUGAGAGCUGAUCCCAGAAACGGAGGACGUACGCUCCCAUACAUGUAUUCCUACCAUACGGAUGAUCAGAAGAACCGGUCCAUGCUGAGAAUAGGUGACUCUGCUUGGAGUAAGCCUCAGAGUUUCGAGGCUAUCGGAAGCACAUUCGAGGUCAUCUUACCAGAUCAAAAUGGCCGAUCGGAAUUCCACUCGGGUGUUUCUGUCGCCGAGGGUGAGGGCAAGUACAAGAUGACUAAGGUGGUGACAAUUGCCCCUCGGUUUGUUCUAAAGAACAAGCUUAAUGAAGACAUUCUGGUUCGUGAGCCUGGCUCAUCAAAUGUACUCAACAUCAAGAGUGGUGAACUUGUACCUCUCUACUUCUUGCGGCAAGUUGCCGAGAAACAGCUUAGCUUGUGCUUCCCUGGCGUUAACAAUCAGUGGUCCUCUCCUUUCAACAUCGCGGACAUUGGGACAGUGCAUGUCAAAUUGGCUAAAGCUCAACAACGUCAGAGGCUCAUAAAAAUCGAUGUGGUCAUGGAAGGUGCAACACUCUUCCUCCAUUUUAGCUUUGAAUCUCGGAACUGGCCCUUUUCCAUGCGGAAUGAAAGUGAUAUGGAAUUCAUCUUCUAUCAAGCUAAUCCAAACGUCGAGGAGGAUGAAGAAGACCGAACAGAUGGCUGGCGACCGAUACGUUACCGACUUCCUCCGCGCAGUAUCAUGCCCUAUGCAUGGGACUAUCCAGCAACCAAAAAUAAGUCUCUGGUUCUGACGUGUAAGGGCAAAGAGAGGCAUAUCAGACUCGCAGAGAUCGGCAAUCUGAUACCUAUGAGGAUUCCACCCACCCAGUAUGGGGAGACCCAGAAGAUUAUCGACAUCAACAUCGUUGCCGAUGGGCCGACCCAGACCUUUAUGCUGUCCAACUUCAAGCAGUCCAAGAGUAUGUAUAAGCAGAAAGACAGAGGACAAGCAUCGCAAAGUAGUCUUAGCACUGGUUUUGAGGUCAAGGAGCUUGACUCGGAUGUCAACUUUAAGGCUCAGCUUCGCCUUGGAGGAAUCGGCAUUUCUCUCAUCAAUCAGAAUCUCAAGGAACUUCUUUAUCUAACGUUCCGAGAGAUUGACGUUAAGUUCAGAGAGUCGAGAAUCUAUCAGACCUUGAACACUACCAUCAAGUGGAUCCAGAUUGACAACCAACUGUAUGGUGGUAUCUUCCCAAUAUUGCUCUACCCUAGUGUGGUUCCGAAGACUGGCAAGGAAAUGGAAGCACAUCCAAUCUUCCACACGAUGGUGACCCGUGUGAAGGACGACUCUUAUGGUGUACUUUACAUCAAGUAUGCCACUGUUCUUUUACAGCAGAUGACACUAGAGCUUGACGAGGACUUCAUCUUUGCGAUGUUAGACUUUGUCAAGGUGCCCGGUGCGUCAUGGUCCGAGGAACACGAGGGCAAGCUCUGUGACGAAGACCUGAACAUUCCAGAACCUCAGACUGAGGGUGCUGUCUCAGACGUCUAUUUCGAGCUGCUUCACCUGCAGCCAAUGCAACUCGACAUCUCUUUCAUGCGUACCGAGCGUGUGAACGCGGAGGACACAAUGCAGCCAUCCAAUCCUCUGAUGUUCUUCGUCCAUGUCAUGACUAUGUCAAUGGGCAACGUGAACGACGCGCCCAUUCGACUCAAUGCGCUCAUGCUAGAAAACGCCCGUGUGUCUCUUGGGGUUCUGGUCAGCAAUAUCCAGAGGCACUAUACCCAGGAAUUCUUGCGGCAGGUGCAUGUGGUUCUGGGAUCGGCUGAUUUCUUGGGUAACCCUGUCGGAUUGUUCAAUAACGUCAGUUCUGGAGUGGCUGCCAUCUUCUACGAGCCUUACCAGGGUCUUGUGAUGACUGAUAGACCUCAAGAGCUGGGUAUCGGUAUCGCGAAGGGCGCGACCAGCUUCGUGAAGAAGUCUGUCUUCGGUUUCUCCGACAGUAUGGCCAAGCUCACCGGAAGUAUGUCUAAGGGUCUAGCUGCUGCUACCUUGGACAAAGAGUUCCAAGACCAGCGACGAAUGUCCAAGUCGCGAAACCGACCAAAGCACGCUCUGUAUGGCAUCACGGCUGGUGGAAGUGCCUUCGCAACCAGCCUCGCAAGCGGCAUCGGAGGGCUUGCACGCCACCCUCUCCAGGGUGCCGAAAAGGAGGGCAUUCAAGGAUUCUUCAAGGGUGUCGGGAAGGGUGUUUUGGGCUUGGCCACAAAACCCGCAAUCGGCGCGUUCGACCUCGCCUCGAAUCUUGCGGAAGGCGUCCGUAACACUACCACGGUUUUCGACGCCGAGGGCCUUGAUCGUGUCCGCCUCACCCGCUUCAUUGGCACCGACGGCAUUGUCAGGCCGUACUCACAACGCGAAGCCCUCGGACAAUUCUGGCUUAAGACGGCCGAUGAUGGCAAGUAUUUCAACGAAGAUUAUAUCGCGCACCUUGAGCUCCCGGGUCGAGACAUGCUGGUCAUGUUGACCUACGACCGGAUCAUCCUCGUGCGCACGAAGAAGCUCCGGACGGAAUGGGACAUGCGCCUGAAAGAUAUUCAGACCAUCUCCAAGGAGCGGACAGGGAUGAGUAUCACUCUUAAGGGCGGUGCCAAUGGUCCUUUCAUCCCAGUACAGGAUGAGAGCUCGAGGAACUGGCUUUAUAGGCAAAUUGCUGUUGCUGUGAAUGCUUUCAAUGAGAAGUAUAAUGCCCGUGCUUAG
This is a messenger RNA of Aspergillus saccharolyticus JOP 1030-1, 9510 nucleotides long. RefSeq names its product membrane morphogenesis protein VPS13. The transcript is spliced from 4 exons. Gene Ontology annotation, cellular component: extrinsic component of membrane. Bases 1 to 9510 code for a protein of 3169 amino acids. The record is from RefSeq and is a predicted model, not a curated record. Gene Ontology annotation, biological process: protein targeting to vacuole; late endosome to vacuole transport; mitochondrion organization. NCBI's taxonomy places the organism in Eukaryota, Fungi, Ascomycota, Eurotiomycetes, Eurotiales, Aspergillaceae.